AUGGCGGACGAUGACGAAAUUGACAUUUUAGGAGAUUUUUCAUUUAAUUCUUGUUUUGCUCAAAACAAUCAGGGCAUACCUUCGUGUUCCAGUCGUGAAGAUACUGUACACCCUCAGUGGCUACUCGAUUCAACUGAAACAAAUUGGUAUGACAAGAAGAGUAACAAACUAAAAGAAGGAUCCCCAAAAAAAUUAUAUGGCAAUAACUCAUUUGACAAAUGCCAGAAUGCGGUAUGUAGGUCACAAACGACAUGGACCCAAGCAGAAAGGGAGGUGCUUGUCAAAGAAAUGGCCAAGUAUGGCAGGAACAUAUGCAAAAUAUCACAAGCAUUGAAAACAAAGACUGAAGCAGACAUUCAAACUUUGAUUGAGGCCGAAUAUGGUGUGAACUUGGAUACACCAUCAUUUGGCCUGGACAAACCUGAGGACCAUGAUGAUGUGCCAGCAGUAGUGCAGGAAGAAAUAGUCACAGAUGAUGUCACUUCAAUGAGCACUGUCCUAAACUUGGUCGCUACAGGAGCACCUACUAUCAAACUGCCAAAGAAACCUUUCAGAAAGAAAAAUUCUAACUCAAGAAGUUUACUCAAGCCAAAUAUUUUGUUAGAAAAACAGUCCGAGCUAAUUGCUAUACAUCCAUCGGAAAUAAUGUAUCAAGAUGAUUUGGUAAUAGGCUCUACAGAAUCUGUUGGUUCUGAUUUAAAUUUAACUGAUAUUGUGUCUAAAAAUAUUAAGUACCAAGUGAAAGUUAAGGCUGAGAAGAAAAUUGGGAACCAUAGGAGAAAAGUAGCAAGGAAUUACGAUAAGAGUAGGGUAAGGAAUAGAAGUAAGGAAUUAUUAAAGUCACCUCCAGGGAGGCAUAGAAUAGACUCCAGUUUGUCAGACGAUAGCAUGAAGAGUCCCAAAAUGCAAAUAGUUUUAGGCUCUGGUCAAGCUUUACCACUGUCAGAAGGGGAACAAGUGAUUAAAAUUGAAAAGAAGAAGGACUCAGAUCCAGAGAGUGACAUUGAUGUGGAUGUAGACAGCGACACUGAAAAGACUUCAAACAAGAGCACACCACAGAAAGAUCUCAGUAGUCAAGCUGCCAGUGAGGAAGCACCAAUUGCUGUCCCACUCAGCAAAUUCGAACCUAUGCCUAAGCGGCAGAAGAAAAUCAACCUGGACGGUGGUGGCGGCUACACAAUAAUGCACACGGAGCAGGGCGACCUGUACGCGGUGGGCACUGAACCUCGCAGGGAGCGAGCGCCCAAGAAACAACACGUGCAGUUGUUACAUUGUAGGAUUUAUAACGCGGACAAGCCUGCCCCGUUCGAAGUCCGCGUACACGUGUCCACUCUGCUCCUGAUGGAUGCGCACGCGCACACGUCGCGCGCCGAGGUAAUGGGGCUGCUCGGCGGUGACGUCACCGAGCGUGUCAUUGGAGGUGGCAGCCGGGUUGUGGUCACGGUGACGGCGUACAGAACUGCUAAAGCAGCCGCUGGCAGCACUCAUUGUGACAUGGAUCCGGUGUCACAAUCACGAGCAGCGGAGUCACUCCGUCAGUCGCACGUGGUGUGUGGUUGGCACCACUCCCAUCCCCAGUUUCCCGCGUCACCGUCGGCUCAGGACUUGUUGUCGCAGCGCAGCUUGCAACAGGCGCUGGAGUGGAAGGUGCCAUUCCUGGGGUUCAUUACGUCACAACACUGGCCCACAGGCAGAACAGCGUCACAGUACCGAUGUAUACGUGUCGAAGAAGGUGAGAGUCCCGACGUCCCGGUCGGCUACCAGUUUAGCGUGAAACUUCUCCCGGACAUCACGUCCGAGUCUCUCCCGACGUUCCUGCGAGAGCUGCGCUCUAUCCUGGUGAGGGAGGCGGACGGAGACGAGUUCUCUGUAGACAUGCUAAACGAUAAGUGUCCACAGGCCGGAAUUACUUACUUGGAAAAGUACUUGUGCAGCGCGCGGCAGCACCUCCGCUCGGCGCAGUACGCGCCGCACGCGCCGCUCGCCCGGCGCCUGCUGCGCGCCAUCGCACACGUGUUCACAUAG
Arctia plantaginis is the source of this 2025-nucleotide messenger RNA. Lineage: Eukaryota; Metazoa; Arthropoda; Insecta; Lepidoptera; Erebidae. The record is from the annotation of a GenBank genome assembly.